Ctenocephalides felis (cat flea) is the source of this 1437-nucleotide messenger RNA. RefSeq lists its product as uncharacterized. Bases 1 to 1437 code for a protein of 478 amino acids. The record is from RefSeq and is a predicted model, not a curated record. NCBI's taxonomy places the organism in Eukaryota, Metazoa, Arthropoda, Insecta, Siphonaptera, Pulicidae. The transcript has a single exon.
AUGGAGGAUAACCCAGGUUGCAGCAGCACUGGGAAAAGUAAAAGUUGGAUAGAAAUGAUGGAUGAAGAAAGUAAUAUGACAAAUGAAGAUAACACUAGAAAUAAUAAAAUAAACGAAGAAAUUAAUUAUUAUGAACCAUAUGAUGAAGGAUCGUACACGGUUUUUGCAGAAUCAACUAACGAAAGCAUUGGCAGAUUUCACAAUCUAGCUUUAGGCAGAUUGAUAUUCAAACAAUCGCUUAACAUAAGAAAAAAUAUCAUAGAUAUCUCAAAGAUCGGGAGAAACAAAAUCAAAUUAGUAUUUAAAGACUACUUUUAUGCUAAUAAAUUAAUCAAAGAGAAAAUUUUGGAAAAAUUUAACAUAAGAACAUACAUCCCAAGACAUAAAUUAUACAAAACCGGCAUUAUUUUUAACGUUGAACCCGACAUGAAUGAGCAAGAAAUCAUGGAUGUUAUUAGAUCGGUAAUCAAAAUAUUAGAUGUCAAAUGCAUUAAAAGAAGAAACUUAGAAAAAAUAAAUAUGAAAUCACAAAUGGUAAAAAUAGUGUUUAGGGGUAACUAUCUGCCAGAAUACGUCUCAAUGUAUUCGGUUAGGUGUGCUGUCAGUCCUUACAUUCAAUCUGUAAUGCAAUGCCACAAAUGCUGGCGUUAUGGACAUAUAAAAAAUCAAUGCAAAAGCAAGAUAAGAUGCCGGUAUUGUUCAGAAGAACACUCUCAUGAAAAUUGCCACAUCGUGUCAGACUUUAUAUGUGCAGUAUGCCAUGGAAACCAUCAAGCAAAUGACAAAGAAUGUAAAUUCUUCAAAGUAAAUAAAGAAAUAAAAGAAAUGAUGGCACUACAUAACAUAUCUUAUCUUGAAGCUAAAAACAGGAUGUGGAAAAAAGGAUAUGCUGAGGCUGCUAAGAUCAACCCGUACAAUCCGGGGUUUAAUUCAUCGUUUCCGAGACUAAAUGGCAAUACCGAAAUGGAUUCACACAGGCAUAAAAAUAAAUAUGAAUUAUUGAAUAGUUUUGAUGAACAAGAAAUUAACAUUGUUAAAGACAGAUUAAUGUUAAUGAAUAAACCAAGAAAUAUUAUGUAUAAACGUCGAACAGAAUACUUGAGGCCGAUCAAUCGAUUUAACAGAGAUCAGAUAACUGAAAAACCUGAAAAAAAAAACCAAGAAGAACCAAGCCUAAACAGUAAUAAGACCAAUAAAAAGGAAGAAAAUAAACGACAAUUAAAUCAUUUCAUAGAAUUGGCAUUGAAACUUCGAGAAAAAAUAGAAUGUGAGAGAAAUAAAGAAUGUAAAGAGAUAGAUGAAAUUAUAUAUAAGUUAAAAUGGGAUACACAUACCAUUAUGAAUUACUUAAACCAGAAUAAUAAAACAGGUAUAGAUAAUCGUAAUAAAGAUGAAAUACACAAUAAAAUAAGUGUGGUCAAUUCUAACGAAAGUUAG